AUGAUAUCAUUAUUGGCGUCAUCGGUAGACCCUUUUAUCACUGUUUAUCUCCUAUGGCGUCCAGUUCGUCAGACUCCAAUCUUAUGGCUAUUGGCAGCCCCACAGCGCGUUCUGGAGAUUUGCUGGCAAUCCGUCUUACUGAGACCCUUACUUACAAAACAUAAUACUGAGAUGGAAAAGAAGUUAUUGAAGAUACACCCCCACCACUGCUGGUGGUGCUUCGACUACCGAGAAUCAGCCACAUGGCGUAAAACGGUCGUCAAAGUUUUUAAAUACGGAAACCUCAAACGCGCACAAGCACCACUGCACAUCCCCGAGGCAGUCGCGACGCAUGAGGAGCGCAGUUUGUCGACUAGUGUGGCAGUGGCACAACCUUCAUCUGCUAUAAGUACCACUGUUGCUGCAUCUCACUGGCCUGUCACGUCGGUGAGCAACAUGAAUACAUUCAUCUUGGGUGUCGGCAUACCGCAGCAGAUGUCUUUCAUGAGCCCUGUCCCAGCGGUGUCAGCAGGAGUGUUUCCGAUGUAUUAUGCGCCCGCAGCCACCGCGGCCAAUAUUCCUGCGACUCCGGAAUCGAACGCCACCUCUAGUAAUACUGCUACGAUGUGCCAGCCCCCUACAAUGCAAUGUAUGAUGUACGGCCAACCUAUGUACGGACCCCAGUUCGUGUACUCGCCGAUGACUCCUCAAAUGUCGUAUCCGUUCCAACAAACGAUGAUGGGCCAGACAAUGUUAUGCACCAACUCUAUCAAUUCACUUGGUUUGACUAACCGCAAUUAUGAAGAGGCGUGUAAGCCCAGUAUAAUGUUGAGGGCUGGGCGACUUGGCGGUUGGCGAGACAAGAAACGACCUGAAUCUAAAGCAACGUCUUCGAAAAUUGACCUCGGAUGUGAAGAUAUUAGCUCCUCAACGAAAGCAUUGAAUCGGAGUACGGAGGCUGUGCCGGAAACGCCUCGAGACGGUCACAUACAUCAGAACAAAAUGAACAGGUUUGGUAAUAGUGAAGAGACUGUCGAUAGGACUGACGGUGAAUCCAGUUACUCAUCUUUCUAUUCGUCGUUUUUCAAAACGGAAUCUGGCAGCGCGGAAGAAAGUGGAGACGCUAAGAAAAAUGAAGCUAAGGACAGCAGAAUGCGGAGCCCAAUCCAUUGUAUUCCUACUUAUUAUGAGCCCAAACAAGUGAAAAAGGUAACCAGGAGGAAGAUGGAACCUCCAUGGAUGGAACAGGUAUGCCUGACGUCCGAGCUGAUCUACAAAUAUCAAAUUCUAACAAAGAAUGUAGAGGAAGUUCUCACUGCUGACAAACAGAAGUUGAGUUCGUUUGAACAGCCGUCACUAGUCAACGAUCAAUUGGGCCAACUGUACUUGGAUAUGCAAUUAGAAGGCGUUGCAGCGCGACUGACGCUGGAAGAAGGCAUUACCAGCUCCAGUAGUUCUGGGGAAGAAACGUCUAUAAAGCCUUCCAAGGUUACCCGUCGGAAACGCGAAUACAGUAAACUGGUGAUGAUAUAUGAAGAAGACGCCCCCAUGCCGCCAGGAGAAGGAGAACUCGAACCGGAACCCAGUGCUUCUACCUCGACACCGUUUUAG
Molecule: messenger RNA, 1590 nt
Organism: Arctia plantaginis
Lineage: Eukaryota; Metazoa; Arthropoda; Insecta; Lepidoptera; Erebidae
Source: the annotation of a GenBank genome assembly